AGCGCGGUAAGCGCGCCUCGUUGACUCACUCGAACGACGAUGCCAAAGGAGGAGGGCCACUCGGCCGAAGCGAUGUUCGCGAUGCUCGCCUUCUCGGCUUGCUCAAGCUCUCUGCUUCUCAUCAACAAGCUCGUCAUCCACUACAUACCAAUGCCGUCGUUUGUCUCGACCGCACAGUUUGCUGUGUGCACCAUCUUCAUACUGGGGCUGCGAAUCACCGGAGCGGCCGAGGUGGACGGCUUCGAGUGGGAGAAGGUCAAGCCUUACCUCUACUACACCAUCAUGUUUGUGUGCACCAUCUAUUGCAACAUGAAGGCGCUGCAGUACUCGAACAUCGAGACGAUCAUAGUCUUCCGCUCCUGCGUCCCCCUCGUCGUCUCGCAGCUCGACUACCUCUUCCUCGGCCGCCAGCUGCCCUCGCCGGCGUCGACCGGCGCGCUGCUCGUCCUGGUCGCCGGCGCGGCGGGGUACGUCCUCUCCGACGCGGCCUUCAAGCUCAACGGGUGGAACGCGUACUCGUGGGCGACCGCCUACUUCUUCAUCAUCUCGGUCGAGAUGGCCUACGGCAAGCACAUCGUGGGCCCGCACCUCAAGUUCAAGUCACUCUGGGGGCCGACAAUAUAUACAAACGCGCUCGCCGUGCUGCCGAUGCUCGCCGCGUCGCGUGCAGACAGCGCCGUCUGGAGCGGCACCCGCCUCCUCCUCCUGCCCCCUCGCCCCUCGCGCACCGCCAUCUCCUUCUUCGGCUGGUACUGCCGCUCGCUCGUUACCGCCACUUGCUACACGACCAACCUGUCGGCCAACGGUUGCAGGCACGCCUCUCCCGUCGGCAUCGCUUGCCUGCUCGUCUGCCUUGCCGGCGCGACCGCCUAUAAGCAGGCGCCGCCGCGGCCAGACGGCACCGACAUUUGGCUGCAUUCCGCCCUCCAGUCGCCUGCCGCGCGCCGCACCGCCGCCGUCGGCAGCGCUGUGCUGCUGCUGGGGGGCGCGGGCACGGCGUUCGUGGCGGGGCGGCAGCCGCAGGCGGGCUCGACGGCGGAUCGGUCGGUCAUGGAGGCCGCGGGAGGGGCGGAAAGGGACCGGCGAGGUCUCUGAGUCCUGCCGGCCCGCUCCGUCCGUGCGGGCGCGUGCGUGCGUGUCGGUGUCGUGUGAGAAUCACCGUGUGUGUGUGUCUGGGCGUCAGUCUCUCCUCUCUAGUCUCUGUCGGCUUCGCUCCCCCCCGCGCCCCGCGGUCCUUGAGACGUCGCGGCCGCGGGUGAGGUACACAGUGGGCUCUAAUACACUGAUGCGAGCUACGGCUCUUAUCGAG
Messenger RNA from Emiliania huxleyi CCMP1516, 1309 nucleotides. RefSeq lists its product as hypothetical. The record is from RefSeq and is a predicted model, not a curated record. The transcript has 7 exons. Gene Ontology annotation, cellular component: membrane. The coding region runs from base 40 to 1095 and encodes 351 amino acids. NCBI's taxonomy places the organism in Eukaryota, Haptophyta, Isochrysidales, Noelaerhabdaceae.